Messenger RNA from Ricinus communis (castor bean), 3855 nucleotides. RefSeq names its product protein SIEVE ELEMENT OCCLUSION B. Gene Ontology annotation, biological process: phloem development. The transcript has 10 exons. The record is from RefSeq and is a predicted model, not a curated record. The coding region runs from base 443 to 3703 and encodes 1086 amino acids. NCBI's taxonomy places the organism in Eukaryota, Viridiplantae, Streptophyta, Magnoliopsida, Malpighiales, Euphorbiaceae.
AAUUGGUAUACAUAACACUACUAUAACUAGUGAGCAUUCAAUGAAAUUAAAUUCGAUUUAUUGAUAUUGAAAUCUUCCCUAGAAUUGUAGGAUCUCAGGUUCAAACCCUACUUAGAGCGAAUGAAUUGAAGGAAAAGAAAAAAGAAAAAAAGAAAAGCUAAAGCAGCCCCAAAAUUAAAGUUCGAAUGAUGGGGUAAAGAGAAUACAAAAUUCUCCAAGGCUUCAUAUUUAACUUUCACCAAGUUUGAGAGGUGGACCACAAAAUUCUCCAAGGUUUCAUGUUUAACUUUCACCAAGAUUGAUUAAAGCGGAAGCAAGGAAGUUAUUCCAUUUAUAUAUAACGUAAUGCAGCAAGAAAACAAGCCACAGACCACACCUGUGCUUGAAAUCAAUUACCUUAUUUUGCUCUAAAGUUUAAAACAAAAAAAAAAAAAAAAAGAAAAUGAGCCAAACCACGGUAUCACAUUCGGAGCUGAAAAAAAAGCCACGAUCGGCAAGAAAUCUUGACGAUAACUCGAUCAUGGAGGACCUCAAGGUGGAAGGUACGCCUGAGGAUCUCCAACCAUUUGAUGUCAAGCCUCUUUUCCAUCUGGUGGAGGACAUCGUCAAUCGUGCAAUCCAAAAUGUUAAUAGCAGUGUCAUGGACACUAGAGCAUACAUGGAAGACAAGACCCACAAAGAAGAAGUCAUUCGUAUACGUGAAAGGUUCUCCUUUAAGAUGGAUCAAAUCUCGUACAAGAUAGCAUACAACACUUCGAGCGGAGAAGAUGAACACGCCACACUACUCUCAAUAAUAAAUAAAAUUCUAUCAGGGCAUUCCUGGGUAGCUAAAUUAAUAUUAACUCUAACAGCUUUUGCUUUGAACUAUGGAGAAUGCUGGCGUCUUGCUCUCAUCUAUUCUUCAGACCAGCUUGCCAAGUCCAUGGCAAUUCUAAAGCAAGUAGCUGACAUUCAUAAGCUAUCUGGACUCUCUGCUCCUCCGUUGGAAGCUGUUAACGAUCUAGUCAAAGCAAUGAUGGACGUGACGAGGUGCAUCAUUGAGUUUCAGGACCUGGGAGCCCAACUUGACAAGGCACACCAAGUAACAGCAUAUUCUGCAGGACUAGCCCAGAUCCCACUCACUAUCUACUGGGUUAUCAGAAGUGUAUUGGCUUCUGCAUCUCAGAUUACCAGCCUCACCAGCUUGGGCUUUAACUAUGUAAUAUCAAGCACAGAGAAGGAAGAACUAAUCUUCUUGACAGAAAAGCUUAACAACAAGAAAAAGGAGAUUAAGAAGCAGCAAAACUUAUGCCUUCCGAUCUUAGAGAAGGCAACCAUGAAAAAGCGUCUGGGUAUAAUUAAGAGCCUUCUUGAACUUCCCCAAGUUGACAACAUGAAUAUUCUCAGGGCAAUUAUUUACUAUAAGGAUGAUCAACAACCACUUGUUGAUGGUUCCAACAAAAAGGUUGACGUCGACGUCCUGAGGAAAAAACUGGUGCUGCUGCUAAUUUCAGACUUGGACAUUCCGGAAGAUGAUGUAAAUGUGGUGAAACAGAUAUAUGACAAGUCAAGGAACAUCGAACAAAUAAAGGGUGAAGACCAAUUUGAGAUCGUUUGGCUCCCAAUUGUUGACCCAUCCUCCUCUAACUCUGAGACUGCUAAAAGAAAAUUUGAGGAGAAGAGGAACUCUAUGCCUUGGUAUACUGUGAACCAACCUUCACUGAUUGCUCAGGAAGUUAUCAAAUUGGUUAAGGAGGAGUGGCAUUUUGAUAAGCAGCCAAUUAUUGUGGUGAUAGACGCGCAAGGCCAGGUUGCCUGCCCAAAUGCACUACCCAUGAUGUGGGUCUGGAGGAAUGUAGAAUACCCUUUCACUAUAGGAGCACAGGAAGCUCUAUGGAGAGAGAAGAGUUGGAACCUUGAGUUGCUGGUGGACGACAUCUUGCCAUCAAUCCUUAAAUGGAUGAGAGAGGAAAAGUGCAUAUGCCUUUAUGGAGGAGAAGAUAUGGAAUGGAUCAAGAUGUUCACGACAAGAGCACCUUAUGUAGCAAAAGCAGCUGAUAUUUCGUUGGAGAUGGUGUACGUAGGGAAGAGAGAACCUAGUGAACAAGUUCAGAGACACAUUACAACGAUAACUAGUGGAGGACUCAGCCACUCCAUGACAAGGGAGGAACAAUGGCGCUUUUGGAAAAGAAUAGUAAAUAUGGGGCAUUCCAGGAUGCAGUUAGGCAACACUAUUUAUGAGGAUCCCAUAAUGCAGGAAAUCAUUUCAUUGCUUAACUUGGAUGCCACCGCAGGCGUAUGGGCUGCUUUUGGUCAUAAGUCAGAUUUAAUCAUCAAAGCAAAAGGAAACGAAAUCUUGAACAGCUUAAUUCAUUUUGUUGAGUGGAAGGGUAGUGUGGAAACAAAAGAUCGUUUCGUUCCUGCCCUUCAAGAUAGCCUCAUUAUGCAUCAAGGCCAGAUUGAUGUAAUUAAGCACAUCGAAUCUUUCGAGAAACUGGUAAGUCAAUUUAAGACGACCCAACAAAUUGACUGCAUGAGGGUUCUCAAGGCUUUGAUUUCUGGGAAAAAUCAUUCGCAGCCACUUGUUGAUGGAGCCACCAAGAAGAGGGUUAACAUUGAUCUUCUGAGAAGAAAAGAAUUGCUAUUGCUGGUGUCAGACCUUAACAUAGAGGAGAUGGACAUUGUUGUAAAGAUAUACAAUGGUAUUCAUCAGCAGCAACAGAAACAGAAACCAGAAAGUUCAUAUGCGAUUGUAUGGCUUCCAAUAGUAGACCCAGCUAUCAUGCGGACGUCAGAGAGGGCGCUAAAGCAAUUUGAGAAUCUGCAGGCCCAAAUGCCAUGGUACUCAGUGCACCACCCUUCAAUGAUUGACCAGGCAGCCAUGAAGUUCAUCAAAGAAGUGUGGGGUUUUGAUCAAAAGACUAUUCUUGUGAUGCUUGAUCAGCAAGGGAGGGUUGCAUGCCCAAAUGCUCUUCACUUAAUGUGGAAUUGGGGCACUUCAUCCUUCCCUUUAGCCAACUUAAAGGACAAAGACCCCUGGAAGGAUAUUAGCAUUUUGAAGCUUGAACUGUUGGUUGAGGGCCUCGAUUCGCCAAUUAUAGAUUGGAUUAAAGAUGGAAAAUUCAUAUGCCUGUAUGGCGGAGAAGACAUGGAGUGGAUCCGCAAAUUUACUAACACUGUACGUAAAGUGGCAGAAUUUGCUAGAAUCCCUUUGGAGAUGCUGUAUGUGGGGAAGAGCAAUCCGAAUGAACGAGUGAUGAGGAACAUGGAAACUAUCAAAACUGAAAAGCUUAGCCACUGCUUGGAACAACGGAGUCUAAUCUGGUUGUUCUGGUACAGGAUACAAAGUAUGUGGAACUCCAGAUAUCAACUAGGGAAAAAGAUUGAAGAUGAUCAAAUAAUGCAAGAGCUGACUUCGUUACUUAGCUUUGAUGGUAUUGAUGAAUGCGGAUGGGCCUUAAUUUGUAAAGAAACAACUGAAAUGGUAAAAGCCAGGGGGAGCGACUUUUUGAAUUGCUUGUUGAAUUAUAGCGAAUGGAAAAAGAAUGCAUUGCAGAAGGGCUUCUUGGCUGCGUUUCAAGAAAAGCUUGUGGGCAGUAGUGCACCGGAGGAGUGCUACCAGCUAGUGCUUCCUGAGUCGGUUGAGAACACAUUAGGAAGCGUUGAUUGCUCACAAUGUCACUACCCCAUGGAAAGGUUCAUCGCAUUUAGAUGUUGUGGCUGAUCAUAUUCUUUAUCGUUCCCAGGAAUUCAUGUCCUUCCCUAUUCUUGUUUUUCCUUCUCUCUUUUUUUUUGUUUUUUUCUCUUUUCUUUUGUUUUUUUAAGUUUUAAAUUGUCCAAUGGCUACGUCUAUAAUGUGAAACCUAAAUUAUCAUA